Messenger RNA from Closterium sp. NIES-67, 813 nucleotides. NCBI's taxonomy places the organism in Eukaryota, Viridiplantae, Streptophyta, Zygnematophyceae, Desmidiales, Closteriaceae. The record is from the annotation of a GenBank genome assembly.
CAGAUCCAGCAGUUUCCUGGUCGGACGGGCUCCAGAAUCCAGAGAUCUGCAGCGCUCUCACGCCCAUGCUUCAUGGAACGGAAAGGGGUAGUAAAGGAGUGGCGAGUCACCUUUUAAGGAGGAUGAAGCGGUUGCAACAGGCCUUGUUGUCGCGGUGCGGCGGCAGCAGUCCCGAGGCGCGCAGCUUGCUCCAGGAAGAGGUUGGGCGAGUAGGGCGUGGCGGAGCGGAGCGUACCUCGGGCGUCCACCAGCGGGUGCUGUGCGCCAUGCGCAUGCCCUUCCAGGCCGUGCUCUUUCCCGCCACUGGCGCAAAGGCCGCCGCCUCCGCAUCGCACGGCGCCCAUUCCGCGUCCAAUGCGGGCGCAUCAUUCCGAGCUUGAAUGUCUGUGAUGUCCCACGGCGCCCCCUCCGCAUCCCACGGCAUUCCAUGGCCGUUGAUCCCAGUAUUUUCCGCGCUGCCGUGAAUCAGAGUUGAUCCGCAUUCGACCGCCGAUGUCUUGGCGUGGCAGUCACCAUAGACAACCGUUCCGCCGGGACAAUCGUGGAAUUGCCGCGAUCGCUUCCGCGGUGCGGCUGGCAAACCCGCCAAGGGGCUCAUGUUGGCGGUUAAUCUCUCCGUAUACGCGCCUCUAGAGCGAUAGUCUGUGCGUGUAAUACGCGUGGUGAAGAAUGCGACGCGUCAAUAUGGCUCUCCCGCGAGCAACUUUGAAGUUGUUGAUUGCUUGAGGGAGGAAUUCGCGCUAGGAAUCUGGCGCUCGCUUUCGAAGAUUUGUGAUCCUUCCAACUGCAUGUUCUCACUUGAUUGAAGGAUUU